AUGCACCUCUCUUGCCUUCUUGCGCUCCUGGGAGCCACAGGGUUCACCUUCGCCCUUCCUGUCUCCAGCAACCUUGACCAGCUUGAGUCGUCCUCUCAGGAUCUGGACAAGAGAUUCUACUAUACCCACUAUGUUGCCCCGGAGAGGCGUGAUGAGGAGGCACUCGACAAGCGCUUUUUUUACCUUUACGACACUGCCCCGGAGAAGCGUGACGAGGAGGCCCUCGAUAAGCGAUUUUAUUACACCCACUAUGUUGCCCCGGAGAAGCGUGACGAAGAGACCUUGGACAAGCGAUUCUACUACAAUAACUAUGUAAGCCCGGAGAAGCGUGACGAGGCCCUCGACAAGCGGUUUUAUUACACCCACUAUGUUGCCCCGGGGAAGCGUGAUGAGGAGGCACUCGACAAGCGCUUUUUUUACCUUUACGACACUGCCCCGGAGAAGCGUGACGAAGAGGCCUUGGACAAGCGGUUCUAUUACACCCACUACACGGCCCCAGAGAAGCGUGAUGCAGAGGAGGAGGCCCUCGACAAGCGCUUCUUCUACACUGCCUACACGGCCCCUGAGAAGCGCGAGGCAGAGGAGGAGGCCCUCGACAAGCGCUUCUUCUACACUGCCUACACGGCCCCUGAGAAGCGUGAUGCAGAGGAUGAGGCCCUCGACAAGCGCUUCUUCUACACUGCCUACACGGCCCCUGAGAAGCGUGAUGCAGAGGAUGAGGCCCUCGACAAGCGCUUCUUCUACACUGCCUACACGGCCCCCGAGAAGCGCGAUGGGGAAGCCGCUGACAAUGAGAACUAG
Aspergillus aculeatinus CBS 121060 is the source of this 801-nucleotide messenger RNA. RefSeq lists its product as uncharacterized. The transcript has a single exon. The record is from RefSeq and is a predicted model, not a curated record. NCBI's taxonomy places the organism in Eukaryota, Fungi, Ascomycota, Eurotiomycetes, Eurotiales, Aspergillaceae. Bases 1 to 801 code for a protein of 266 amino acids.